Molecule: messenger RNA, 495 nt
Organism: Rotaria sordida
Lineage: Eukaryota; Metazoa; Rotifera; Eurotatoria; Philodinida; Philodinidae
Source: the annotation of a GenBank genome assembly
AUGUCAGGAUUAUUUGAUGAUUGUCUUCCAUUAUCUUAUUAUUAUGAAAAGCUAAAUUUGGAUAAAUUUGACAUAAAAGAAAAUCGAAAUACAAUCGCAUCAAUCAUUGCUGGAUCAUUGUUUGCUGUUGGCUGGUGGUUGAUUAUUGAUGUUGCUGUACGUUAUCCGUCAAAUGAUCAUUUUCACAAGGCUCUUCUUACUAUUGGAAUAGUGGCAUCACUUGCUUUAAUCUUUGUUAACUCAAUAUCAAAUUCGCGUUUUCGGGGUGAUUAUUAUCGUGAUGGUUGUAUUGGUUUAGUCUUAGCGCGAGUAAUACUUUUUCUUUCAUUUCUAUUUGUGUUCGGCAGUGUUAUUGCUGGCGCAUGGAUUAUGAUUGCUUUAUAUAUAAUACCAAAUGCAGAACAUGUAUAUCCAGGUGUAGCAGUUUUUCUUCAAAGUUUAUUUAUUUUUGCUAGCACACUUACACUCAAAUUUGGACGAACGGAGGACGAAUAG